UCAAAAUACGAUUGUAUUCUUUAAAUAUUGUAUUUAUUUCUUACAAUUAAUCAAUUAUUUGUCAUCAAAUUAUUUAAUAGCAAUACAGUAUCUUAAUGUCAGAAAAGAAAAGUUCUAAAAAUUGUUAUUGUUAACUAGAAUAGUCGGAGUAUUUAAAUAUAAAGAUUGAUUUAAACAAACCUAACCUCAAAAAUUGAGACAAUUUUUUACGAAGAAGAAUAUUUUAUUUAAUUUUAUUGAAAUUAAACGAAUUAAUUGUAAAUUUAUUUACCUUCUUUUUAGUUUUAUAUAAUAUAAAUUGAUGAUCUAUGAAUUUAGGCGUAUUCAACAGAGUCAAUUUAAAGAACUCUGGAGGUGGAAUGUAUUCCGAGUGGGCAUCAUUGAGUUCCCUAAUUCAACAAGGUUCUGAAGACAGUCAAAGUGUAUUGGAAAAAUUUUCACCCGGCGUUGGACGUGAAGUUGCAUUAUCAAUUGUACGACAAUUGGCCGCAAAUUUGGGCAUUGCCCAAGCCGCCGAACCAAGUUCAUUGAAUAAUGAUCGUGAAAUACAAUGGUGUAUGGAAGUUAUUUGCUAUGGCCUCUCGUUACCUCUAAAUGAACACGACACUGUUCGCGAUUGUGUCAAUGUUUAUUGUGAAUGGCUCUCGGCAUUAUAUUCAUCGCCAAAAAUCUCCGUACCAAGGCCAAUAAUUGAGGAUUCAAAUUUUUACGCGAGAAAAAUAAUCAGUCAUUUUCACAAUUUAUUUGUUCCAAGGAGAGGAGAAGUCUGGCCAUUUUUGUAUCAGGAUUUAGGAGCGGAUACGAUAAAUCGACAGGCAGUCCUCUGUCAUAGAGUACUUCGAACUUUGCAACAAGUGGCUCGAGGUCCAGCCACUUUGGAAAGAGAGACUUGGGAGAGUCUUCUUUUAUUUUUGAUUGGAAUAAAUGAUGCGCUUUUGGCACCUCCGGCAGUUAGGGAAGAUGCUGGUGAACAACUUUGUGAAAGAGUUCUCGGCGUUUUACUCGAAGUUUGGCUCGUUGCGUGUGAGAAGAAUUUUCCAUCGCCUCCGUUGUGGAGAACUUUGCGUGAAUCUUGCCUUCGAUGGCGCCAUCGACUCGCUCUUAUCGAACAAUGGAAUCGCGUUUGUCUCGCAUUAACAGCACGACUUUUGCAAAUUAUGUAUGGACCAAUGUUUCCCGAAUUAAAAAUCAGCGAGGAGGAUUCGCAGCUUGUGCCGCACACGAUGACAAACGAGGCGGUGUCACAAGCUUGGUACCGACUUCUGCGAACAGUUGGCGAUCCAAUUGAUUUAUGUCGGCCGGCAGUGAUUUCGCAAACGCAGGCAUUCCUGAGAUAUGCAAUUGCAAGUCCAAAUGUCGUCGAUCCUUGUCAGCAUCCCUGUCUUCAAGCGUUGCCUCAAAUUUUUCUCAAGGCCAUCAAAGGUAUUGCCGGACAAGUCGACGCAUUUCUAGGGGUCUCACAGGCUUGUUGUUGGGAGGAGUGUUGUGUGACGAACGUCACGACAGGAAUAGGAAACUCUGGUACCGGAGGUGUUGGAAAUGAGAAGGUAAAUUCAAAGGAUCAACCUCAGCCUUCUCCAACACCUCCGACGCAGAGGCGGCUUGCAAAAAGUUUCAGCGUCACACCUUCGGCUGUCACCAAGGGUAUUCCGAAAGCUUCGUUGAUUGGCUUGACGACGAGCAGAAUUUCCAGCAGCCAAAUAGUGAUAUCUUCUAAUUCUGGACCUUCGUCUACAUCAUCUACAACUUCUGUAACUUCAUUGGGUCAAGAUGUGAGACCACCUUUGGCACCAAGUCGACCGAAAUGCAACAGUAUUCUUCAUCUCUUCGGCGAGUGGCUUUUUGAAGCUGCUUUCAUUGGCACUGACGGUUGGUCCCAAAAUUUACCACAACCAACUGGCGCUUCAAAAAGACCGUCGUCAAUUUUAGUCGAUGGACCAUCAUCCUUACAAGACACAAUUGCCGAUGUCCCCUCAUCACUGGUAAUUGAUCGUUAUGAAUCGGGACGCGCCGAGGCAAUGGGCGCACUGUGUCGUAUAUUUUGUGCGAAAAAAACAGGCGAAGAUAUACUUCCAAUUUAUUCGGCAAGAUUCUAUCAAGCCAUGUAUCAUGGAUUGAAGACAAAUGAAAAUAAGGAGUGCGGUGAAACGUUGGCCAGUAUUUUAUUGAAUUCAGCCGAUCUCUUUCGUCUUGAUCUCGAUGGUGUUCAAGUUCUCGUUCCAAUUGUACUGUCCGCAUUGGAGGUCGUUCUACCCGAGAAAGAUUUACGACUAAAAACAAAUUCAGUGUCGAAAAUUGAAUUGCGACGGGCGUCGAUUAAUUUAUUGAUAUCAAUGUUGGCAUUGCCGCUUCAUUUUCAGAAUCUUUCAAUAAGGGAAUUGCCGAAUGGAUUUUCGGUAAAUUUUGAGAGGAAUCAGUUUACAUUUUCCCAGUUGAAACCGAGACUUAUGAAUUUAUUGAUAAAUGCCUUGCAAGUGGAAACUGAUCCGCAAAAUACUCACAUGCUUCUGGGCGGUUUAUUGUUGAGCGUGCAAGAUUCAGCGGCCGCCGAGGAAGUGGAACAAGUAACGCAACCCGACAUAAUUCCAAACGAUAAUACAACGAAUUUACUCUCUUCAGUCACCAGCGAUUCAACCAGUCAGAUAAGCAUUUCCAGCGAUCAUCGAUCCUUUGGCGAUUCCUCCGAUAUUUCGACACUUCAAGAGGAGAGCAUCGCUUUUGAUUCGGCACACGCUCUGUUUGUAAGAGCAACAUAUUUAGUUUGUCACAGACUGAUUUCAUCAUGGAAAACGGAUCUCAAUAUUUCGUUAGCUGCACUUGAAAUGCUUUCGGGUCUCGCGAGGACUCGAAUUCGAGAAACGGCAAGGAAACUUACAGAUGCCUUGGAAUGUAAACGAGCUGUAAAAUGGCUUUGCGAUUAUAUUGCCUAUCAAUGUUGGCGACCUCCUCCUUCUCAUUCAAAGGAUCUUCACUCAUCGAUUGUCGCCGCUUUUUCUUGUUUAACCACUUGGCUCACAGCUCAUCCUCAACUUUUACAGGAUAAGGAUUGCUUGGCGACGGUUUUGGAAGUCGUCGAGCUCGGAGUUUCGGGGACGAAAAGCGUUGGAAAGCCAGGAGAGCCGAUAAAAAUGAAGGACGAAAAAGAAUUGAAACCAGCGUCGAUGAGAGUGAGAGAUGCUGCCGAUGCUCUACUCACAAUUAUUCUAGAACAGGUGGGAUAUUUUCCGAGUGCUUGUGGCACACAGUCAUUGUCCUCGUUGUUGGAUGAAGUUUCGCUCCUGAAACACUGCAAUAGUUGGCCUGGUGGUCGUGUACCUCGACAGACGGCAGUCGAACGAUUUCGUUAUUUUGUCGCUGAGAAUGCGACGAUGUUGGCAUUAUUGGAGGAACCAUUGGGAAAUGAUCAGGAUCCACAACCAACUGUCACUGUUUUAAUUCGCGGACCAUUUGGACGACACGCUUGGACAAUGCAAUUGCGACAUUUACCUCGACACAGAUCAAGUGUCAGGAGUAUGAACACAAAUCCCGGACGUCCGUUACCUUUACUCGAACCAACUCCACGUAUGGAGUAUAAACCGAAAUUCUUCCCCGACAAUGUCGACAGAAUUCCUCACUGUAAAGUCGAUGAUUCAAUACCGAGUUUGGACAUUGUAAUGAACGAGAAUGACAUUCUCAAGAACGAUCAUCAAACUCUAUCGCAUUUGCUGGAUCAUCAAAUUGAUUUGGAAUUGAAAUUUAAUAACGAAACGGAAACGACAAAAUCGAGUGAUAAAAUUGACGAAUGCACACCACCGCAUGUGUGCCAUGAAUUUCAGACCGCAAGACUUUUUCUCAGUCACUUUGGUUUUUUGAAUUUAGAACCAAAGGAAGCAAAUGAAAAUUCAACGACUGGCGGCGGUUUAAUUGCAUUGGACUCAACGAUUCCUGGCUUUUGCACUGAUCUCGAGAAUCUUGAUCGUAUCAGUCCAAGAACAUGUGAUACGGUUCAUAUUUUUUAUGUGAAAGCGGGACAAAAAAAUCCCGAUGCCAUUCUAUCGAAUGUAAUAAAUGAGAAUAAUGUUUCGCCGAAUUUUAUGGAAUUUUUAAAUGCCCUCGGAUGGACUGUGGCGGUGAAUUCACACGCCGGUUGGACUGGCAAUGUUUCUACGAGUUGGCAGAUUAUUAACGAAAUAAAUGUUCCACAGCCAACGCAAAGUGAACACGGCGGAGCGAUUUACAAUGGAAACACUCAUGUUUUAUAUUGGGCGGAUGUUAGUUCCGAAAUUGCUUUUGUUGUACCGACACAAUCGUUGACUGUUAAUUCUGAAUCUUUGGAUGAAACGCUUUUUAAUGAAUCUGGUCAAGCUUGGUUUGAAAGAAGUGCGAGUGAAAGUGCAGGUUCAAAAACAUUUUCCAUGUCGCCAAAUACAACGAUAAAUUCACCAAGAACAAUGUCACUUGAUCUUGGAAAGCAGCCGUCGAGUAUUGGUUCAAAUUCAUCAAAUUCAAAUCCUCCAAAUUCGGAUCCAGUGAAACCGAGAAGAACGACAAAGCAUUCUCUUCCAGCGCAAACGGAUACGAAAAUAAUGGUCGUUUGGUUGGAGAGUCUCGAGGAUUAUGCUCAAUUUCCAAUUGGUGAAUUACUUCCGUGCACAAAUACAGGACUCAGCAGUACAAGAAUUGUGACAACUUCUGAUGUUCACGUUAUCUUUUUACAAGCCCUGGACAAUGGUUUAAUGAGAGUUAGACUGCAAGGACCUAUUUCUAGAAUUAAUUUAGCCACACCUUUAAUUGAUGGGAUGGUUGUUCCCCGAAGAGCACUCGGUAGUCUAGUUAGACAAACAGCAUUAAAUAUGGGUCGUAGACGACGACUCGACAACGAUAGUUAUCAUCCGCCGCAUGUACGAAGACGAUUAAAAAUCCAAGACAUGGUACUCAAGUACAAGCAAAAUUUGGAACAACCAGAAUUGUUAUCUCUACUUUUCAAUAACACGUAAAUUUCUUUUUUUUACAAAGGUAAAGAAAUAUUUUAUUAUAUAUAUUUAUUAUUCUUUAAAGUAUAUGUAAAAAUUA
Leptopilina heterotoma is the source of this 5052-nucleotide messenger RNA. Its product is annotated as ral GTPase-activating protein subunit beta. The coding region runs from base 309 to 4976 and encodes 1555 amino acids. The record is from RefSeq and is a predicted model, not a curated record. Gene Ontology annotation, biological process: regulation of small GTPase mediated signal transduction; activation of GTPase activity. NCBI's taxonomy places the organism in Eukaryota, Metazoa, Arthropoda, Insecta, Hymenoptera, Figitidae. The transcript is spliced from 22 exons. Gene Ontology annotation, molecular function: GTPase activator activity.